AUGGAGCCUCCCCCUCUCCUCUUCCUCCUCUGCUCCCUCCUCCUCCUCAUUCUUCUCCGCACCCCCACUUCCAAAUCCCAGCCCAUCUCCGUCAACUGCACCAGCGACGCGAACUACACGGCGAACAGCGCCUUCGAGUCGAACCUCAACCUCCUCCUGUCUUCCCUCCCCUCCGCCGCCGCCCCGUCCGGCUUCUACAACACCACGGUCGGUCGGAGCGGCGCCGACCAAGUCUACGGCCUCGCAUUAUGCCGCGGCGACAUCUCCGCUGCCGACUGCAACAACUGCUUGACUACCGCCACGCAAGACGCCGUCGCCAACUGCCCGCACAGCACGUCGAACACCAUGUGGUACGACACCUGCAUGCUGCGCUACUCUGACCAGAGCUUCUUCUCCGUCGCUGACAGCUCGUUCCACAUAAACAUGUGGAAUGUGCAGAGCGUCACGAAUCCGCGGCUGUUCGUUGACCAGCUUGGGCAGCUGCUGACUAGCUUGGCCAUGAAAGCGACCGAUGGGUCGGGGCGGCCACCGUUAUUCGCGGUGGGGCAGGUCAACUUCACGAACUUUCAGAAGAUAGGAAACUUUCACAGCAUAUACGGGCUGGUGCAGUGCACGAGGGAUCUGUCGCUGACCGGUUGCUAUGGGUGCUUGAUGGGUUGCAUCGGGCACAUACCCAAGUGCUGCAACACGACGAUCGGCGCAAUAAUUUUCGGAGGGAACUGUGUCAUCCAGUUUCGGCCGGCUCCGUUUUAUAAUUUGUCGGCCAUCCAGAACGAGACGGCACCGCCUCCUCCGCAAUCCAAUGGGACGCUAUCGCCGCGGGCAGGGUCGGGUCAGAAUACUGGUAAUGGCAGCAGUCAAACGGGGGGUAAGGGUAGCGGAGGUAAGUCAAAGCCUCGUUCCCUCGUUGACUCCGCACUGUGGGAUUUGCUAUUGUGGGGAAUUAAUGGAACUACAAAGACAAUUAUUAUUGUCGUCAGUUCUUUGGUUGCUGCUGCAUUGUUGCUUCUCUCUGCUAUCUCUCUCUGCCUGAGAAUAAGAAAGAAACAAAGAAAACCAGUUGGAAAUGCUCCGAUCACAAAUGGAGGAGAUGAGCAGGAAAUUAGAAGCGCGGAAUGUCUAUUGUUCGAUUUGGCCACAAUACGAGCUGCCACAAGCAACUUCUCAGAGGCAAAUAAUUUAGGAGAAGGUGGAUUUGGACCAGUGUAUAAGGGGAUGCUACAAGAUGGGCAGGAAAUAGCAGUGAAGAGGCUCUCAGUGAGCUCGGUACAGGGGCUUGUUGAGCUGAAAAAUGAGGUGGUGCUUGUAGCAAAGCUUCAGCAUAGAAAUCUGGUGAGGCUACUUGGUUGCUGCUUAGAAGAGCAAGAAAAACUUCUUGUCUAUGAAUACCUGCUCAACAAAAGCCUUGAUAAGUUUCUCUUUGAUCCUGUGAGGCGUGAACAAUUAGAUUGGGUCAUACGGUUCAAAAUCAUCGAAGGGAUCAGUCGAGGACUACUCUAUCUCCACGAAGAUUCGAGGCUAAAGAUAGUUCACCGCGACCUGAAAGCGAGUAACAUCUUGUUAGAUGCCUUUAUGACCCCUAAAAUCUCCGACUUUGGUCUCGCAAAGCUCUUCGACGCCGAUGCGAGCGAAGGAAAUACGACUCGAAUUGCCGGAACAUACGGAUAUAUGGCACCAGAGUAUGUAAUGUACGGACACUUCUCAACGAAGUUAGAUGUUUUUAGUUAUGGUGUGUUGGUUUUGGAGAUUGUGACUGGACAAAGGAAUGCUCGACCUCGAGGAGCUAUUCAUUCAGAAGGCGUUCUAUCUUACGUGUGGAAGCACUGGUGUGAAGGGACUGCACACGAGGUGCUCGACCCGAGCCUCGCGGGGCGGUGCCGGUCGCAAGACGUGCUGAGAUGCAUCCACAUUGGGCUGCUGUGCGUCCAGGAGAACCCGUCUAAGCGGCCGAGCAUGGCGUCCGUCGUGCUCAUGCUCAGCAGCCUCUCCUUCACCCUCCCCGCCCCCUCGGCCCCUCCUUUCGUCAUCCAGAACGGCUCAACUGCAGACUACGCGAACGAGAUCGAGACCGAUGCAUCCGGCAGGCAGCAGCGGAGGACGACGAUGGCAGCAUCAGCAAACGAUGUCUCCGUUUCAGAACUCGAGCCACGGUAGCGUCUCGAUCGGAGCUGGGAAAUACUAAACAGAAAUACACUGAAUUCGAGUGGCAAAAAAGUGUGAUUUUCUUCGUUGCCGCGCGAAUA
Messenger RNA from Ananas comosus (pineapple), 2243 nucleotides. Its product is annotated as cysteine-rich receptor-like protein kinase 10. Gene Ontology annotation, biological process: protein phosphorylation. The transcript is spliced from 7 exons. Bases 1 to 2154 code for a protein of 717 amino acids. The record is from RefSeq and is a predicted model, not a curated record. NCBI's taxonomy places the organism in Eukaryota, Viridiplantae, Streptophyta, Magnoliopsida, Poales, Bromeliaceae. Gene Ontology annotation, molecular function: protein kinase activity; ATP binding.